AUGAAUGACCCUAACACGUACUACCUUUCUAGUUCUAUGUCCCUUCUAUGGGCUGCUGUUUUGCUUUUUCGAUUGGCUGCUUUUUGGCUUUUCAAAGCAUCUUUCUUCACCUUUCUCGCCAUCCUCUCCCUCCUUCCCAUAUCUGCAAUUGUUUAUACCAUUGCUUGCAUGUACGCAGAGAAAGAAAUCACCUUCAGGAAGGUGGCGAGCGUUGUCCCAAAGUUGUGGAAAAGACUUGUCGUCACUUUCGCAUGGAGCUUUGCCAUUUUCUUAGAUUAUACCGUUGUUGGAGGAGCUUUAUUCGUUGUUGCUGGAGUUUUCGUGGGAUUUGGUCCCAUUGGGAUUGUCAUAAUUUACCCACUUCUUUUCAUUUUCUAUUUCAUUGGGUUCGUCUAUCUUAGCAUUGUUGGGAGUUUGGCAAGCGUUGUAUCCGUGUUAGAAGAUGUGUGUGGAUUUCAAGCCCUGCUUAAGAGCAAGGCGUUGAUAAAGGGAAAAAUGGGAAUUUCAGCUGGUUUCUUCAUUCUACUGCUUGUUUGCAUUAUAGGAAUCAGAAAGGUGUUUGAUUUAUUUGUUUUGCCGGGUAGAGUAAGGUUUAGAGAAGGGGUUGGAACUAUUUGCUUGGUAUUUCUGCUCAUGGUGACUCUCUUUUGGCUUGUUGUACAAACUUUUAUCUACUUCGUUUGUAAAUCAUAUCACCAUGAAAACAUCGAUCAAAACUCUUUAGCGGAUCAUCUAGAGAGUUAUGUCGGGGGAAAUGUUCCUUCAAAGGCCAAGGAUGUUCGACUGGGGGGAAUGGCAACUUUUGUGUAA
Molecule: messenger RNA, 810 nt
Organism: Alnus glutinosa
Lineage: Eukaryota; Viridiplantae; Streptophyta; Magnoliopsida; Fagales; Betulaceae
Exons: 1
Coding region: 1-810 (269 amino acids)
Source: RefSeq, a predicted model, not a curated record